Caenorhabditis remanei is the source of this 1032-nucleotide messenger RNA. RefSeq lists its product as uncharacterized. The transcript has 6 exons. Lineage: Eukaryota; Metazoa; Nematoda; Chromadorea; Rhabditida; Rhabditidae. Bases 1 to 1032 code for a protein of 343 amino acids. The record is from RefSeq and is a predicted model, not a curated record.
AUGAACUACGAAUGUCUUUACCAGAUCAAUGUCCCUCUCGGACUAAGUGCGUACAUUGAACUAAAAUUUAUGCCAAUAACAAAUACAGCUGCUAAAAAGUCAGUUGUUCAGGUUAUCGAUUUCAAUCAGAGAGUGGAAAACAUUUAUCAUACAGACCUUGACAAAUUUUACUUCAUCGCUCCAGGAGGUAGAUUCAAAAUCUCGACGAAAGACACAUCUGCACAAUUUCAGUUUUCGGUUCAAUGGUUUUCCGAAAUCAACUCGGAUUAUUACGAAUAUGAAAACGCUACUCAAUUAGAUACGCAACCGUACAUUACUGAAAAUAUGUUCAGGGGAAUCCAAGUGACCGCUGAAACGACAGUUUCCAUUAUCACUAUACCACCAAGUAAAUCAAAAAAUUUGGAAUGUUAUUUGAAGGGGCUGAGAAGUGUUUUGAUUUUCGAUGGCCCUGAUGCGAAUUCCACUUGUCUUGGUACAGCAUUGCAACUUUUUAACAAUAACCGACAGUAUGUGACAUCAGGAAGAGUCGUCACAGUGAUUCCUCUCCAACCAAUAUCAUAUUGGAGUGACAGUCAACUGAUGUUCCAAGAUUUUGUACACACAAAGGCUAUAACUGAAUACCGUGGUGUUUCAUGUCAAGGCUACUGUGAUCCCAUGGUAAUGGAUGGGUCUAAAAGCCCAUCUGCGUUUUCCACGUUCUCAAGUUAUGGAUCUGCAAAAGUUUGCCUAAUGAGUGUUAGUGGAACAGACGUCGAUCUGUCGCAAAGCAACAGUCUCCAGUUAAGUGUUAUCAAAAAUAACUCAAUAGUAUAUAACAUUGUAUACAAUGCCACCAACCUACCAUCUCUGAAUCAACCAAUGAGUGCUGUUGGAGAUCAAUUGUUCAUCGAAUUUCUCGCUGGUGGCGAUAUAAAGAAAGGAGACUACUACAUUAACUACGAUGUGGUCAAAGUUAAUUCGGCACCAUCGUAUCUAUCUAAUUUCGUAGCGGCUGUUGUAUCGGUUUGGAUGUUGUUGGCGGUAAUUUUUUGA